Molecule: messenger RNA, 585 nt
Organism: Megalops cyprinoides (Indo-Pacific tarpon)
Lineage: Eukaryota; Metazoa; Chordata; Actinopteri; Elopiformes; Megalopidae
Product: protein FAM3A-like
Exons: 7
Coding region: 1-585 (194 amino acids)
Source: RefSeq, a predicted model, not a curated record
AUGCAAUCUCAUUUUUUAGGACUUCCAAAAUCAGAAGUGGUUGUCUCUGAUACAGCUAAAGUGCGUACUUUCAAGUGUGGACUCCCCCGGGAGUGCCCUGUUGACCAUUUUGCAUUUCACAUAAAGAGUGGCGCAGCAAAUGUUGUGGGCCCAAAGAUCUGUUUUGAGGAUCAUGUUAUCAUGAGCAGUGUUUUAAACAACAUAGGACCAGGUCUGAAUAUUGCCCUCAUAAACGGUGUCACCGGGAAAACUGAGAAGAAUGGUUACUUUAACAUGUACUCUGGAAAAGUGGAAGACCUACUGCAAUUUCUAAAAGACAUUAAGCCUGGAACGAUUGUUCUUGUAGCUUCAUAUGAUGAUCCAGCAACAAAGCUGACAGAUGAAGCCCAGAAUGUAUUCACCAAUCUAGGAAGCACUAUGAUCAAGUCUUUAAAAUUCAGAGAUACCUGGGUUUUUGCGGGAGCAUCUGGAAUUACAGAUAAAAGUCCCUUUGAAAGGCACAUGAAGAAUGAGCGUGAGAAGAAUAUUUAUGACGGCUGGCCAGAGAUGCUGGAGUUGGGUGGAUGCUUCCCUAAGACGUUGUGA